AUGAGUUCGAACGGUUUAAGCUACAGUCGUAGGACUGGUUUCCGUACUGACGAGAACGCCAAACCAAAUCUCAAAGAACAACAAGCACAGUCGACACAGAAACAAUCGUUGCGUGAUAGAAAAGUCCUGGGAGUGAUCUCAAACGGCACUUUGAACACCAGACAAGAUACCAAACAAGUCCAGAAACCAUCUGUCAAACAAACCCAACACAUUGAGGAAAAGGUCCAAGAUGAAGACGAUCAUGAAUAUGAUGUGUCUGGGUUUGUGAUGGAACCGAUGUCACCUUUGAUGAACGACAAAAUUGUUCAAGAAAUCACUCAAGCAUACCUCAAGCACUCAAUAGAUCAUUUAGACCCUACAGAUGAAGACACUUUUGAUGUGUCGAUGGUGGCCGAAUAUGGCAACGAAAUCUUCAACUACCUUCACGAGCUGGAAUACAAGUUUGCGCCUAACCCAAGGUAUGCCGAUGAAGUCCAGAAUGAACUCACGUGGGACCAUCGUUCCACACUGAUGAACUGGCUGGUGCAAUUGCACGGGAGGUUCAACUUACUUCCAGAAACGUUGUUUUUGACUGUCAAUAUCAUUGAUCGAUUCUUGUCGAACAAGACGAUUUCUUUGUCAAGAUUUCAACUAUGUGGAGCCGUUGCUCUGUUCAUUGCCGCAAAAUACGAAGAGAUCAAUGUGCCGACAAUUCAGCAGAUGAUCUACAUGGUUGGAGACCAAUUUACAGUCACCGAGUUCUUGCGUGCUGAGAAGUUCAUGAUCGAAGUGCUCAAGUUUGAGUUUGGCUGGCCAGGACCAAUGUCGUUCCUAAGAAGAGGCUCCAAAGCCGACGAUUACGAUAACGAGGUCAGAACUGUUGCCAAAUACUUUAUCGAAGUGACGAUCAUGGAUCCUCGGUUUGUAGCCUCUGCUCCAAGCUGGCUGGCCGCAGGAGCACAAUUUCUUGCUCGCCGAAUGCUUGGCCGUGGUCGUUGGACAGAUCUGCAUGUGUUUUACACAGGCUACACUGCAGAGCAGUUGGAGCCUUUAGCAGAGGUGCUGGAAGAGUGCUGUCUUCAUGCCUCGGAGCACCACCAGGCGAUCUACGAAAAGUAUUGCGAAAGACGGUUCAAACGCUCGGCAAGAUACGUUCGAGACUAUCUGGAAACUCUCUACAACGAAGAAUGA
Messenger RNA from Ogataea philodendri, 1170 nucleotides. RefSeq lists its product as uncharacterized. Lineage: Eukaryota; Fungi; Ascomycota; Pichiomycetes; Pichiales; Pichiaceae. The transcript has a single exon. The record is from RefSeq and is a predicted model, not a curated record. The coding region runs from base 1 to 1170 and encodes 389 amino acids. Gene Ontology annotation, cellular component: centrosome; cytoplasm; cyclin-dependent protein kinase holoenzyme complex. Gene Ontology annotation, biological process: regulation of cyclin-dependent protein serine/threonine kinase activity; mitotic cell cycle phase transition. Gene Ontology annotation, molecular function: cyclin-dependent protein serine/threonine kinase regulator activity.